AUGAUGUCGCGCUUGGUUCUGCAGGUUCGUCCCGGCAGUGUUGCCAUCCAUCGCUGGUGUCUCCCCUCAAAUCGCCCAUCCAAGUUGCCUCUAGUACUGUUUUCUCGAAGUUUCUCCCAACAGCGCAGCAAAGUUCCUGCUUCCCAAGUUCCCAAAUUAUGGGCCCAAGCUCAGGCCGUCUGCUUUGAUGUGGACUGCACCAUUACCAAGCAAGACGCUCUCGAUGACUUGGCCAACUUUUUAGGAAAGGGCCAGCAAGUGCAAGACCUUACAAAUGCCGCCAUGAAUGGAGACAUGGAUCUCGCCGAAGCCCUCCAAAAGCGCCUCGACAUUAUGGAACCCACCGUCGACAAAUUGACGGCCUACGUGCAGUCCAAUCCAGCAGCACCCCGAUUGGUUCCGGGCAUUCAAUCUCUCAUUCAAGAACUGCAGGCUCGAAAUGUGGAUGUCUUUUUGAUCAGUGGUGGAUUCCGAGAGCUCAUUCUCCCCGUGGCGGAUCUACUCAAGAUUCCCCGUGAUCACAUUUAUGCCAAUCGGUUCGUCUACAUGUCCGACGAUGCUCGAUUGGAUGGUACUGGCACCACAGAGUCCGUCUCGCAACUCAUUCGCGUUACUGGCUUUGAUCCUUCCCAAGUCACCAGUCGAGAGGGUGGCAAACCAGAAGCCAUUCGACAAAUCCGAAGCAAAAAGCCCUUGCAAACCGUCGUCAUGAUUGGAGAUGGUAUUACCGAUCUGGAAGCAGCCGAGGAAACGGGAGGUGCCGACUUGUUUAUCGGUUACGGUGGCGUCGUAGCACGGCCACGAGUGCAGGAAAAUGCCGACUGGUGGAUUACAGAUUAUCAAGAGAUAUUGGAUGCCCUGCCACGCUUCAAAGUCGCCAUGGUGGGAAGUGGAGCCUUUGCUUCGGCGGUACUUCAAAUGAUUAGUCAAAAUGCACGCGACAAGGCAAUCUUUCAAGACAUUGUCGACGUGUAUGUCUACGAAGAAGACUACCACGGGGCCAAAUUAACCUCAGCCAUCAAUCAGCAACACGAGAAUCCCAAAUACUUGCCAGGUGUGCAUUUUGGAGACAAUGUCGUGGCCAAUCCGGACUUGGAAAGUACUGUCCAGGAUGCGGACUUGAUCAUCUUUUGUGCUCCCCAUCAGUUCAUGCACUCUCUUUGCAAACAGAUACAACUGAUUGGCGUCAAACCCACCGCCAAAGCCAUUUCACUGACAAAGGGAAUCCACAUCAGUCCGGAGCAAGGUCCACAGCUCAUGUCCAGCAUGAUUCAUAGAAUGCUCAACAUUGAGUGCAGUGUCUUGAUGGGGGCCAACUUGGCAGGUGAAAUUGGCCCCAACGGUCUUUGCGAAGCAACCAUUGGCUCCCGUGUCCGGGAGCAAGGACACGUCUUUCAGGAAUUGUUCGAUACCGACUACUUUCAUGUCUCUGUCAUUCCAGAUAUUGAAGGGGCCGAGAUGGCAGGAGCACUCAAAAAUGUAGUGGCGCUGGCGGCGGGAUUUGCAGACGGGUGUGAUCUGGGACAGAAUGCCAAAGCCGUGGUCCUUCGACAGGGUUUGAGCGAAAUGAGACAAUUUGCGAAGGCCAUGUAUCCCAACACUGUGCGGGACGAAACAUUCUUUGAAUCUUGUGGGGUAGCAGAUCUUAUUGCGACUUGCUAUGGGGGCAGAAACCAUCGUGUCGCGCAAGAGUUUGCCAAGCAAAGGGGCAGAACGAGCUUUUCUCAACUGGAAACCGAUCUACUGAACGGCCAGAAGCUGCAGGGAGUGCUUACCAGCGAGGAGGUCCAAUCUGUUUUGAGCAGCAAGGGGUGGCAAAACCAAUAUCCCCUCUUCUCGACAGUUAAUGCUAUUGUCCGGGGUCGUCUGGAACCAAAGGACAUUAGUAGAUUUCGAGAGCUUCCGGGUUUGUCAUUGGAGUCGGGUGGAGAGGAGCCUUCAUUGCUAGAAAAGACUAUUGGGUUCUAA
Messenger RNA from Seminavis robusta, 1968 nucleotides. Lineage: Eukaryota; Bacillariophyta; Bacillariophyceae; Naviculales; Naviculaceae. The record is from the annotation of a GenBank genome assembly.